Ilex paraguariensis (yerba mate) is the source of this 236-nucleotide messenger RNA. NCBI's taxonomy places the organism in Eukaryota, Viridiplantae, Streptophyta, Magnoliopsida, Aquifoliales, Aquifoliaceae. The record is from the annotation of a GenBank genome assembly.
GUGAUGUAGGUAGAAAUGGUAGAAAUGAAGAUGAGUGGAAUGAGCACAAUUCAUUUGGCUCUGAUUACUCUAAUUCAACAACUGAUAAUGGCACUGAUUAUGGAAUGGCUAAUGAUGAUUUAUUGUUUGAUGCCAAUGUUGACAACAUAGCUGCAGGGAAUGGAGUAAAUUCAAACUCGAAGUCGGGGCCAUUAGUUGAAGCUGGUGUGGGACCAUUAGAGGAACAUGGGAAUUGA